GCCUUCCACAACUGUUGUCACUCCAGGUCGUCAUUACCAUUGAGUGUCUGGUAUCACGUUGCAAAGAUGAGCAAAUGGAUGCAAUAUGCCUUGGUUCCUUUGGCUGUAUUUACAAGCCCCUUCCGAUCGAUGUGGGAAGAAUGGACUGGUUCGCACCAGGUGAACAUGACCAACAUGCCAUGUGGUGCUUCAAACUAUACUACUGAGAUAGUUUCCCUCGAUCCUUUGGCAAUUUAUAUCAAUGGAUUCAUGUCGAACUGGGAGAUUACCCAUCUGCGUGAGCUAGCGGACAGCCAAGAGACGUUUAUGUAUCACGAAGAUAAACACCCCGACCAAAAGGAUCACACGUCUCGCCGCAUAGCUAGUUCAUGUCGCCUUCCUAUGGAUGACCCAGUGGUUGAGUGCAUUAUUCAACGGUCGACUGAUUUCGUUGGGUUUGUUACCCAUGACGGGUUUGAGCAACUUCAAGUGGUUAAGUACCGCGAGAACGAAAGACAUGAUCCUCACCAUGACUGGUUCGCCUCUCCACCCAAGCUGGCAUCUGGCCUGACAUGUAACCGGGCGGCAAGCUUUUUCGCCUAUAUGGGAGAUGAUCCCCAGGGAGGAGAAACUUGUUUCCAUCAUUUGUAUCCUGCUCCUCAGGAUGCAGAUCCAGCCAAAUUCAGUAACAUCAACAGCGACAAUGGUCUUGGAUUCGCUACCAAGCCUAUUACUGGAAAUGCGAUUUUUUGGAUGAACUUGCAUUCGAACAAUACUGGGGAUCCCCGUGUGCAACACUCAGCGCUUCCAAUCAAAUCUGGAACAAAAUAUGGUAUGAACAUAUUAAUGAAGAGAUGUUUUGACUAGGGAAAAGUGCAAGCCAAAUAACACAUCGUGGACCAUUUUUCUAUCUGCUUGAUAUAUAAUCAAGUAUCAAAUACAACUAUUGUGAAUGUUUGUCCGGUUGAUCAACUACUAGUUCUACGGUAGGGAAUAGAGUGAAGCCUGACAACGGCAGCAAAUCAUCUUCAACAAGACAGUUAGACUAUUACUAUAUCUUUCGC
Messenger RNA from Penicillium samsonianum, 1043 nucleotides. RefSeq lists its product as uncharacterized. Bases 67 to 846 code for a protein of 259 amino acids. Gene Ontology annotation, molecular function: procollagen-proline 4-dioxygenase activity; iron ion binding; L-ascorbic acid binding. Gene Ontology annotation, cellular component: endoplasmic reticulum. NCBI's taxonomy places the organism in Eukaryota, Fungi, Ascomycota, Eurotiomycetes, Eurotiales, Aspergillaceae. The record is from RefSeq and is a predicted model, not a curated record. Gene Ontology annotation, biological process: peptidyl-proline hydroxylation to 4-hydroxy-L-proline. The transcript has 3 exons.